GUUUCAUGUUGUUGGGGUCGAUUUCUUAACUCUGCAACAUGAAACUGUCUUAAUUGCCCCAGUUACACACAUCGAACCCAGAAAAGGAAAAGCAAAGCAGGGACGCAAAGCUGUUGGCAUGUAAUGGAAAUUGUGGAGAGGUGUUUUGGAAACAUGUACCAAAGGCUACUUGACGUGUAACUCGGGGAGGGUUGACUGACUGGCUGCUGUGUGUAUUCUGAACCUGUCUCUGGUCAUGUUUUCUUCAGUCCUCCCUGCUUGUUUUUCGCCGUUAAAAUCAACCCGAGCAGUGGCCAUAGUGCUGUAUUCAAACGUGAUCAAAGCUGAGCUGCAGUAUGCGUCCUGGACUUGGGAUUAAGGGGGUAAAGCCGCGAGUGUUUUCCGUGUGUAGUAGUGACGCAGACGCGCCAGACAAGGCCUCGGUUACGACCACUGCAGUGGAGGGGAAGGGGAAGGUGAAUGGGGCAACAGCGACCUCCGUGGGCAAUGAGACCGGAUGCUUCCGCUGCGCAAUAGUGGCUCAGACAAAAGGAGGGGAAGGGCUUUAUGGCGAUAUUUAGAUCCGCCAGACAGGCUGUUAUCUGCAGAGGCAAAAGAAGUGAAUAGCCCCCGCGGUAAACUGGGUGAAAAAAACACCCUGAUUUAGGUUUACAGCCUGAGAGCCUUUGGCAAAGUGGCGUCUUUUCCUGCUCUGAAGGUGUUUGUCUAUUCGAACUUUUAGUGCACAAAUAGGCGCACAGCCGCUGCGUUCCCCCCUCGGCUUGUUUGAUGUCUGUUGGCCAAAUAACGUGCAAGUACCAGAGAGGUGAUAGCUCGGGACUACAAUGCACGUCAUGGACAGAUUGUGGCUGUUUUCUUUUUCUUUUUUGUCUGUCUUUCUCCUUCCUCCUGUGCUCCUCUUCUUAACGCAAUAGUAGCAGCAGAGUGCAGAGAAUUCCUGCGCGUUGAAUCGCCUGUGGCCUUGUGGGGUGUUGGCCCAGCUCUGCGUUUAUUUGCUGGUAAUAAAUAAAACACGCCGCGUUAUAAUGUGCGAGAACUCAAGGUUGCUGCUUUGUGGACGUGAUCUGCGGCGCGGGGCUGGAUUCAGGUUUAUUAUGGACGCUGAUACGCGCAUUAAGUUAUUUAUUUAUAUCCGUAACACAUAAACUCUUCUGUUACAUUAAAGUAUUUUCAGUUGUUUUUUUUUUUUUUAAAUCUUCCAGCAAAACCACAUUUAACAUUUAGCUACUUAUUAAUUUCUGUUUAAUCCUAAUCUCUCCAACUUGCUGUUUCCUGACUGUUUAUGACGUGUUUAUCUUGAUCUGUCACAUGUUUCUAACUCUGGAUCUUCACCACAUAUAUAUUCUAAACGUGCUGCUGCGUCCUAGUUUGAGCUUCUGCUCGCACUAUUUGAUUUUUUAAAACGAGGAAACCACAAGCACCACAUUACGCAGCGUAACUUUAGACCGAGGCAGCGGCCGUGCGCAUUAGAGCUAAUUUGUUAAUCGUGGUGAUGAUGGCAACAUAUAGAGGCCCGCACAAGUGAUAACGGCGGUGAGAUAAUAAACGCUUGGAGCGGGAGGUGAAGCGAGGAGAAACCGCGGCUGCGCCAUCACUGUGUUAUUUUGAAAGUAUUUAAUAAAUAUCCGGCCAUUGUGCCUCAAUUUAAUCCGCCAGAAAAUAAAUUAUAUCACAUUUGAUCAGUUUUUAUCUCUUUAUCUUUAUUAUUAUUAUUUAUUUCAAUUAAUUUCCCUUUUCAAAUAGUUUCUAACACACAUAUUGCUUCAUAUUUAACAACAUGCAGUCACAGACUGACCAGUGGAUGUAACUGUUGUUUAAUUUGUUAAAUAUAUCAAGUGUUUCAUAUCGUAAUUAUAACCGAACAAUUACGAGUCUGUAACUGAAAUUUACAAAACAAAUACGGGAAGAAAAAUAAUCUUCCGUUUUGUUAAUUUGACUGAUAUUUCAAAAUAAAACAUUUCCCCCUUGCAAGACAUUUUCCUCAUGUUUAUUUAUUUAUUUUUAUAUAUAAUAAAUGUUCAUAUCUCAUCACAUCAUCUCCGUUAAAACUAUUCCUUUACUGUGACGAGAUGUUUGCUCCAGAUUAUACGUCAGUGAAUAAAAGCCUGUAUAUGAAGUGUGUUUGUCCAAAUCAACAAAUGUGCAUUUAAAGAAUUCUGCUUUAUUGUUCGGUGUUUUUAAAUGAGCACAGAGACUCAGACACUGUCUCCUCCAGCGAGAUGUGAGUCUGAAAAUAACUAUUUCAGCCUGAUAGAGGACAUUUCGGUGUGACUGUCAGUUUUGUCUGUUAAAUGUGUUCAGUGCUUAAAACCGAAAAUAUCAGAAGAUGUGGAAGAAAUCUGUUUCAGCCGAAAAAGAGCAAAAUAUAAGAGAGUGAGAUCUGUAGAGUCGUGAUUUAAAAUCCACACGUUGUUUCAGCUCUGAGCCGAAAGUUUCUUAAAUACAGCGGUGGUUAAAAUGUGUUUUGGUUAGCAGCAAUGGUGGGGUGCUUACGUGUCCUAUAAAGUACCUCGUAAAAUAAGCUUUCCAAAAAACAUACUGUAUCGUUUUGGAAAACCAAGACGGGUCUUUAACAGCAGCAGCAGCAGCAGCAGCAGCAGCAGCAGCAGCAGCAGCAGCAGCAGUGAGGUUACAUUCAAUAAAACAUGACUUUUUGUCACUCACUCAUAUUUUCCGUCUCACAGAUAACAGAUCUAAGUCAUAUCUUGAUAAUUCUCAGCUUUAAAACUGGAGGUUGUUAUAGGAGAGCGGGUGAGUAUUUAAUGACCAAAGGGAUUGAUUUAUCCUUUAUUGUUCAGCCUUUAUGAUCACGUGUGUCUGCUGCCCAAUGGCGCGCCAGCCUGGCUCCCCAUUACUAGCCCACUGUAGUUCUCUGUGGGGCCAAGUUGCUACUUGAUUUCUCCACAUUGUUAUUUUGUGAGGCUGGGUUUACUGCAUGUGUAUGUGUGUGUGGUGUGUGUGCGCGCGCGUUUUUACUUUUGCAUGUAUCUGCUGUAUGACUGCGUACAUGUGAACGUUUAAUUUCUCUGCCAUGUCGACAUCCGGAACACUGGCUAGUUACUUCGUCGAUUCCCUCAUUUUGCCCGAGAGCGAGGAGCUCUCUGUGCCGAGAUACCCCUCCGGUGCUGGGCUGCAGCACGCCAGGCAGUCCGCCUCCAUCAGCAGCGACCACAGCGAGCUCGGGACCUGCACCUUCCCGUCCAAACCUCCGGUGUUCGGGCCGUCAUGGAGCCACGUUCCUGCUCAGUUCCCAGGCACCGUCUCCUCUGUGUAUCAUCACCACUAUGGGCAUCCCUCAGGCCCGGUCGGUGCAGAGACCGACGGCCGCUAUCAGUCGUGGCUGCUGGAGCCCAUGUCCGGUUCCCUGCCCAUGGCUGGAUUACCGACGAGCCAUCACUACGGAAUCAAACCGGAGGUUCUGGGGACGCGAGCUGACGGCGCGCUGCCCGGCUCCCACACGGCGCUGCUGCUCUCCGAUUACGCCAACGGGACGGUGGCGACGGCAUCCCCGCUGGAGAAGGACGCGCUGUCCGGCCAGCCAGCAGACGUGAGCGGGGAAGCUGAGGAGAAAUCGGGCCUCGAUCCAAAUAACCCAGUGUCCAACUGGCUCCACGCGAGUGCCACGAGAAAAAAGCGCUGUCCGUACACGAAGCACCAGAUCCUGGAGCUGGAGAAAGAGUUCCUUUUUAACACCUACCUGACCAGGGACCGUAGGUACGAGGUGGCGAGGCUGCUAAACCUCACCGAGAGACAGGUUAAAAUCUGGUUCCAGAACCGCAGGAUGAAGAUGAAGAAGUUCAAUAAAGACGGCGCACAGAAAGACGAGUGACGGAAGCCGCGUAGACAAACAGUGUGUGAGGCUGUUAGCGAGCUCUGUGUGCGGAAGCUCUUAACUCUGCUGGACCUGGUUUUUAAAAACUACAUUGUCUUAUUGUUCUAUAGCAGGAGUUAUCUCAUGUUAUUCGGCUUAUUCGUCUUGUAUAAAGAAAAAAAGAAAAAGAAAAAAGCAUGUUGGGCUUUGAUGCGACUACCUUUAUAUUGCACAAUUUGAACAGUGCCCACUCAUUCUUUUUUUUUUUUUUUUUUUUUAAUUUUGUUGUUUUUCUUAAAUUGAGUUGAAUAAUAUCUGGUUCUGUGUAUUAGUUGGCCUCGUCCCUGUGCUCGUGUGUGUGUGGAUGUGUUUAGCUGUCUGUGUCCUGGUUUGUAGCUAUAUUUGUUGUCACUUGAGCGUAUAUUAUAUAGUUUGUUUUAAAAAAAAAGUAUUAAUUUUUAUUGUUGUUUCUCCCUCAUACUGCUAGAACUGUGACUGAUGACCGUGAGUUUGAAUCUAACAUUGGAUCCGUAGAAACAAACAGACUGAUCGCAUUUUGUAGGAGGCGUGAAAACCUCAGAAACCUCUUGAAAAUGCUGUAAAACUAAAAAUGUAAGAUGUUAAAGAAGCUAUAUUACACGACACGAUGGACUACCUAUGUCUUUCAACUACCUACAAUAACCUUUUUUUGUUUUUCUUUUCCUCUGAUGGCGGAUUAAAGUAGAUUUGCUUGCAUUAGAUGCUGAACUAUGAAUUUCAGGGAGUAACAUUUGGAAAGUACACGAUGUUUGUUAGCGAGAGAAAAUAAAAUAAAAACACUGUAGGCUACUUAUUGAUUACCUCACGGCCUGCUGGCCGUCUGACUCUUUGGUUCACAAAUGUAAUUUGUACUUUAUUUAUUAAAUAAAACAAAUUA
Molecule: messenger RNA, 4727 nt
Organism: Acanthopagrus latus (yellowfin seabream)
Lineage: Eukaryota; Metazoa; Chordata; Actinopteri; Spariformes; Sparidae
Gene: hoxa9a
Product: homeobox A9a
Exons: 2
Coding region: 3032-3829 (265 amino acids)
Biological process (GO): proximal/distal pattern formation; embryonic skeletal system morphogenesis; DNA-templated transcription
Cellular component (GO): nucleus
Molecular function (GO): DNA-binding transcription factor activity, RNA polymerase II-specific; RNA polymerase II cis-regulatory region sequence-specific DNA binding
Source: RefSeq, a predicted model, not a curated record